Messenger RNA from Lodderomyces jiufengensis, 1200 nucleotides. Its product is annotated as S-methyl-5-thioribose-1-phosphate isomerase. The record is from RefSeq and is a predicted model, not a curated record. The transcript has a single exon. The coding region runs from base 1 to 1200 and encodes 399 amino acids. Lineage: Eukaryota; Fungi; Ascomycota; Pichiomycetes; Serinales; Debaryomycetaceae. Gene Ontology annotation, molecular function: S-methyl-5-thioribose-1-phosphate isomerase activity.
AUGAGUGAAGGUAGAACAUUACAAGCUAUCAAGUUUGAUAGAAAAGAAAUUAAACUAGAAAUAUUAGAUCAAUUAGUUUUACCAUAUACAACUCAUUACAUACAAAUCAAAUCAAUUGAUGAUGCAUAUAAAGCUAUAAAAUCUAUGCAAGUUAGAGGAGCUCCUGCAAUUGCCAUAGUUGGUGCUUUUUCAGUUGUAGUAGAUACUUAUAGUCAUCUCAAGGAUUCACAAACUAUUGGAGAUUUACAAGAAUCAUUAAAUCAUUUAGUCAAAUCUCGACCAACCGCAGUGAACCUCAAAAAUGCAAUUGAUGAUAUAAGAAAAAUAUUAGCAGAUUAUGAUACAACCCAAGUAAUAGAUGAAAGUAUAUUUAAAAAAUUACUCGAUUACUCAACAAAAUUAUAUGAUGAUGAUUUAGCUAAUAAUUUAAAGAUUGGAGAAAAUGGAUUGAAUUACAUAAAAAAAUCAUUAGAAGAAGAAAAAUUUGAAGGACCUUUUUCAAUUGUUACAAUUUGUAAUACUGGAUCAUUAGCAACUUCAGGUCAUGGUACAGCUUUAGGAAUUAUUCGUUCAACUUAUCAAGCUUUACAAAAGGAAAAAUCAAAUGAAAAAUUUUUUUUAGAUAAUAUAUAUCCUUUAGAGACAAGACCUUAUAAUCAAGGAGCAAAAUUAACAACAUAUGAAUUAGAAUAUGAAAAAAUUCCUUCAAUUUUAAUCUGUGAUAAUAUGGUUUCUUCAUUAAUUGAACAUUUAAAUGUUGGUAAAGAUGUUCAUGAAAAAACAUCACCUGUAAAAUUCAUUAUAGUUGGAGCUGAUAGAAUUGUUAAAAAUGGUGAUACUGCAAAUAAAAUUGGAACUUUCCAAUUAGCAACAAUUGCAAAUUAUUUUAAUACCAAUAAAAAUACGAGUAUUAAAUUUAUUGUUGCAGCGCCAAGGACCACUAUAGAUUUAGAAACUCAACAUGGUGAAGAUAUUAGAAUUGAAGAAAGACCAAGAAAAGAGUUGACUACUUUAGUUGGUCCAAUAUUAAAUGGAUCAGAAGUUGGUGAGAAAAUUACAGUAGGAAUUGCAACUCCUGGUAUACAAGUUUGGAAUCCUGCAUUUGAUGUAACUCCUCAUAAUUUAAUUGAUGCUAUUAUAACAGAAGAUUCAAAAGCUUUCGUUAAGAAUAAAGAUGGUAAUUUUGAUUUAUCAAAUUAA